AUGGUCGCCGUCACUCGUCAGCACAAUGAACGGGUAUUUCCCCUCAACUUUACCCCUCAGGCCUCAGAGGCCGGUACGGUCGUGCCGCUCUCUCUCCUCGACGCGACCACGGCCAACUUUUCGGUUACCGGGGCCGUGUGGUUCCUGGAGAAAUUAGAAGUUGAGCGAGUGGAUCGUCAAGAAUUCAAUCGGCGUCUUCGAGAAGCCUUAGCGAUUACUCUGGGGUUUUACCCGCAAUGGGCCGGCCGCCUUGAGCUGGUUCCCCAUCGCCCGGGAGGUCAAUUCGGGAGACUGCAAAUAAUCUAUGAUCGCUCUCAGGACCCAGGAGUUGAGUUUGUCAUUGCAGAAAGUGCGGAGACCCUGGACACUCUCGUUCCCCUCGAUCGGUGUCAUGCGCCGUACAAGGACAUGCAUCAAGUCUCGCUCGACGACUUUACUCCGCCGACCGAGCUCGCUGCUCCUUUCUACGAUGGAAGCGACACGUUCAAGCCAGCCAUGGCAAUCCAACUGACGGAGCUCGGCUGCGGAGGAACAGUCCUUGCCGUCAAAAUGGCCCAUCCGCUGGGCGAUGCUCAUACUCUGGCAUACUUUGCGAACGAUUGGGCACGCGUCAGCAAAGCCCUCGCCACGAACUCGCCAGUGCCGACUCUAUCUCCACUCUUUGAUCCAACACGUCUCGAUCGUCUGGCCGCAGGUGAUCUUGACAAGCCGGAACUCGACCCGGAAAUCAUCAAAACCGCCAUGGACCUUCCUUUCCACCGGUACGAUUGGUGGGCCCCAGCUGACGGGUGUCCUUGGCCCAUCGAGCCACCCGAGCCGUUCAAAUCCCAGCCCCUCAAGCCCGCAGGCAAACCAAUGCCGUGGUCAGAGUGGGAUGUUGGUGCUCCGGUCUCGCAUUAUGUGAUUCAUUUCUCUCCGACUCAGGUCCAAAUCUUGUGGGAAGCUGCUUCCUCACAGGGCACAACUCAAAUCAGCCGUCACGAUGCACUUGUAGCGCACAUUUGGUCCUGCAUCAAUCGCGCUCGAAAUAUGGAUCGGGGGAUCAACGAGGGCCUUGUGCACUGCGACCUGGUGUAUGGUCUACGGGAGCGACUGCAUCUGGGCGCUAACUUCCUCGGCUCGCCAAUUGUUAUGCUUGACGUGUCGAUGGACGCUUCAAGUGCUCAGCAGACGGACAUAGCACCGUUGGCGUCAGCGAUUCGAUCGACUCUGACGCAAAUCACUCCUGAGGGACUCAGAGCCCAUCUUCAUUCGGUUGCAUACGAAGAUUCCCCCCAGCGUCUCUGGCAGGCAUUCCUUGGUGAGAGGCAUAUCUUGGUGACAUCAUGGGCCCAGACCCCAGUGUACUCCGUCGAUUUCGGGACUGGCUCGGUGCCUCGCUUUGUCGAAGCCAUAAUUCCCGACAUGGACGGCAAUGUACAGGUUAAACAAGGGCCCAGACCGGCUGUGGAUGCUGUGUCAGCCGAUUCUCAGUCCUGGUACAACAACGGGAUUGAUAUCUCAGUGCAUCUACGAUCGAGCGCAAUGGAGAAGCUAUUGAAGGAUGAGCAUCUAUUCCCUCGGAUUAUUUAA
Molecule: messenger RNA, 1572 nt
Organism: Penicillium maclennaniae
Lineage: Eukaryota; Fungi; Ascomycota; Eurotiomycetes; Eurotiales; Aspergillaceae
Product: transferase family protein
Exons: 1
Coding region: 1-1572 (523 amino acids)
Molecular function (GO): acyltransferase activity, transferring groups other than amino-acyl groups
Source: RefSeq, a predicted model, not a curated record